AUGUCUGUUGGACUUCCAUCUGACGAAGCCGCUGAAGACUACAAGAGUUCCCUCGAGGAUCUCAUUGACACUUCAAGAGUGGCGAUCAACAACCUAACAGUCAUUGCGAAAGAGAUGAUUGAGCAUGCAUCUGCUAUCUCGAGAGUUCUGGAGAAUCAUAUUAAGAGUACUCCUCCAAGCCGCAAGCUCCCUGCCCUGUACCUACUUGAUUCGAUCGUCAAGAAUGUUGGCACACCAUACACCUUGUUCCUCAGCCGCAAUCUGUUUUCCACCUUUAUGAAUGCGUAUAGCUUGGUUGGGGUUCCAAUACGCCAAAAGCUAGACGAAAUGCUUCAAACGUGGAAGCUUCCUAACCCAGGUUCGCUAGAAACAAAGUCUGUUUUCCCUCACGAGGUCGUCCGGCCGAUAGAAGAAGCCCUUACCAAAGCCCGAAAUGCUGCGUUCGAACAGCAGCAUCGCCAAGCGAUGCAAAACAGGAAUGAGGCCGCCGCCCGGAGUCGACAAACACCUCAACAGCAUCUCGGCUACACAAAUUCUCCAACACCCCCACAGGCAAACGGCCAUUAUCCUCUAUCUCCAGGACAGCCCUUGCCUACACCUGGCCAGCAGCAAUAUCAUAUGCCGACUGGGACUUUUCAGCAGCAGCCUCAAGUGUAUCUUCCGCCGGCACAGUACACAAAUUCUUCGCCAUCUUUGCCAGCGUCACAACAUACUGUUCGUGCAACGAACGCAAAUCGCCAGGGGUCUCCGCCGAUUGAUUUACCAUUGCUCCACACAGAUAUUGAUGAGCUAAUCAGACUAGCCCUUGGGGAAUCUGCAAUCUAUCCAUACGAUUCGUCCAUAAAAGGCCGCUUGGAUGCCUUGAUUGCUCUGAAGACAAUAUUACAUCAGCAAUAUCACCCCCCAGACCAGCUGCAACAGGUGAGAGAUCAAGUCACGCAGCUUCAAAAAGUCCCACGAGCUACCACUACCUUGCCGAUCGCAGGUCCUACAAUCUAUGCUCCUUCAGUCCCACAACAGCCUACAUUGUAUCACGGCCCCUCUCCGCAAUCUAAUCCAGCACCACAAAUCCCAGUCCAGCUACCGGAACCAUCGUCUACUGAUAUACAGACCCUUAUGUCUAAAAAUCUGGCAGACAUCAUCUCAAAUGCCCAAAAACCUGUGACGCCGCUACAGCUAUCCGCGGUACAGACUAAUGCCGGCAAUGCAUCUCAAGGCUCUACUAAUGGAGGAGUUUCUGAUUUACUCUCAUCGUUAAAGAGAGCUGGCAUCUUAAGCGAGCCUCGAUUGCAUUUAGUCUCCCUUCUCUAUGACUCACAACCGAAUCAAUGUACUACUUGUGGGAGAAGAUUCCUUGCUGAUGACGGAGGACGAGAGAAGAAGCGUCGUCACUAUGACUGGCAUUUCCGGACUAACCAAAGAAUGAAUGAGGCAGCGAGGCGAGCUCAAAAUCGCAGUUGGUAUGUCGAUGAGCUAGAAUGGAUCAAAUCACGCGACGAUCCAGAGGGCAACCCGGUAGAUCCCUCGGCAGACACGAUAGCAAAGUCAACCUCAAUCGCUCCUUCGAAACAGAAGCAGAAAUUCGUGGCUGUCCCAACGGAUCCUUUUCUAGCAAAUCAGCCAUGUCCCAUAUGCCAGGAAAAAUUUACAGCGUCAUAUAAUGAGGAGGUUUCGGAUUGGGUUUGGAUGGAUGCGAUCCAGAUUGGAUCAAGGAUUUAUCAUGACAGCUGCCACAGCGAUGUUAUCGUAAACCGAAGCCGAGAGGCCACCCCGUCUCGCACUGACACCCCCGAUAGUGUAUUAGGUAAGCGGAAAGCGGUAAGUAAACCUGGAUAA
Molecule: messenger RNA, 1836 nt
Organism: Bacidia gigantensis
Lineage: Eukaryota; Fungi; Ascomycota; Lecanoromycetes; Lecanorales; Ramalinaceae
Exons: 4
Coding region: 1-1836 (611 amino acids)
Biological process (GO): termination of RNA polymerase II transcription
Cellular component (GO): cytoplasm; mRNA cleavage factor complex
Molecular function (GO): RNA polymerase II complex binding; ubiquitin binding; phosphatidylinositol binding
Source: RefSeq, a predicted model, not a curated record